AAAACCGCUUGCGACUUGUCACUUAUUCCUUUUUUUGCGUGACGAUUUUUAACUCUCCGGUUUGUUUGUUUUUUCAGUUUGAGUUGCACAUCAAACGAACAAUCGAGUGAUUUUUAAGGAAUAACUUGUUCUUCGUGAGCUGAAGCAUCAUGGCGGAGUUUGUGGACAAGCGUCUCGAGCGCGGACUUGGUGAACUAGAGCAGAUGGAAUCCGAAUUGGAUUGUGAGAAAAGACAGCAGUACAAUAGCAUUUCUUGUAGAGCCAUUAUUCAGAAGCGAAAAGGGCUCGAGUAUCGCGUACAGCGCUAUGAGAAAUCUGUGGAUGAUCAUCUCGAGUACAUCAAGCAUGAAAUGAAUUUUUUGGAUCUGAUCAAACUGCGCCGCGCCCGGCUCGGAUAUGCGUUGAAGUUCAGCGAUAUCGAAGGAUCUAUCGGCAAACGAUGUCAAGCUAGACUUCAGCAAGCCGAACGGCGGUUUCCCGGUAGUAUGGAAGUCUGGAGUCUUCAUAUCGAAUUAUGUAAAAAACUCAACUGGGGUCCUGUAGCCAGCGAAGUGUACACUCGGAUGCUGCAAUUGCAUUCUGACAAGCUCGAUAUUUGGAAACAAGCUGCGGAUUUCGAGUUGGAUUUUAAUGGCUCGCCCGAUAAUGCGCGAAAAUUGUGCUUGAAAGCGUUGAGGUGGCACGAAAAAAAUCCUGACACAUGGCGGCAUCAUUUAGCGAUAGAAAUGCGCAUAGCGAAGAAGGUUUUCCAGCGGGCAGCCGUGUUGGAUAUUCCUGCCGAGCAGGUUGCCUCAGCGGAAGAUGCGAUUACCAGUGGGAAAGUAGCACUGCUAGUGGCGACGAAUGCAAUGGACACUAUUAGGACAUUAGACUUCGCAUCUUCGCUAUAUGAGCAAGUAUUGCGUUUCGGCUGUGAACCUGACGCUCCUGCCGAGUUAUGGAAACCCGUUUCGGAAGGCAUUAUGCAGCAUAUGGAACAACAGUAUUCCAUGAAUCCAGAAUUCGCCUUGGAGCACGCUAAAUUAAUGUUGAUGUCAGCGAAAAUUUCCAAAAAUCUAACGGAAUACAGUCUAAUUAAAGCUGAAAGCGAAGCGUACGCUAUAAUGGAUAAAUUUAUUGCGGAAAAUGCUGUUGACAAUAUUCCUGUGGAUGAUAUAACUGAAAGUGUUGCGGAUAGUACUACGGAAAAAUAUUGGAGAGUUUAUUUGAGAUUUUUGGUUGAACUCCGCAUGGACAGUAUUCCCGUCGACUGGAUUGAGAUUCAGCGCUUACGGUUCCAGAAAGCGGAUACUAUUUACCGCGAGGCUGACAAGCGCGGUUAUCUUACGUUUGAUAACUAUUUAUCAUGGGCCAAAAUAUGCGUUGAGAGGCGAAAGUUUACGGAAGCGUUGCAAAUCAUGAAAAAAGCAGAACACCAAGGUCCUUGCUCCGUCAACGAUUACCAUCGACUUAUUUCGCUGUAUGAAACAUUACCAGAUAAAAAAGACAGCAUUUUAUUACUAAUGCAGAAAGCGAGAAAGAAAAUAAUUGUGAAGGAUAUUGAUUUCUGGCAGCAUAUGACCAAAUGGGUUGUGGAGUUUUCGACGCAAUCAGAAUACGUUGAAUCAUUUUUUCGAGAUGGAUUGAAACAAUCGAGACCAAUUAUUGCCUUUAUUUCGAUGGAAUUCAUACAAUGGGCGUACAAAGCAAACGCUAGCAAAGGGCGAGCCAUAUACGCCGAAAUCUGCAGUUUACCCGGUGUCUGCACUGAAGCAUUUGUGAAGUGUGUUAUUGCUGAAGAAGAACGGCUGAACGCUCCCGUUGCUGUUUUGCGGAAGCUGUAUGAACAGAAUCUGUUGAAGUUGGGCGUGGAUUGUGUUGAUUUGUGGAUUGGGUACCUAAAUCUGGAGUCUACUCACAAAGAUGGUGAUCCCAUGAAAUGUGUUGACAUAGCUUGGAGAGCGAAACGUGCUCUACGGUCCGAUUUGGUGACAUUGUUUGUUACUAUGUCUGAUUUAGUAAUAAACAAUACUAGCCCAAGAUGACUUCGAGGAGCAGUCGUGUUGUAUUUAUACAGUAGUAAUAUCUGAAGUGUUUGUUCUAGUACUUUUUUUAUUGUUAAAAAGCCCGUUUUUUGCAAUGGUGAAUGUAAAUCAAAAUUUUAUUAAAAAAUUU
Messenger RNA from Paramacrobiotus metropolitanus, 2154 nucleotides. Its product is annotated as U3 small nucleolar RNA-associated protein 6 homolog. The transcript has 11 exons. Gene Ontology annotation, cellular component: small-subunit processome; Pwp2p-containing subcomplex of 90S preribosome. Lineage: Eukaryota; Metazoa; Tardigrada; Eutardigrada; Parachela; Macrobiotidae. Bases 150 to 2024 code for a protein of 624 amino acids. Gene Ontology annotation, molecular function: snoRNA binding; protein binding. The record is from RefSeq and is a predicted model, not a curated record. Gene Ontology annotation, biological process: maturation of SSU-rRNA from tricistronic rRNA transcript (SSU-rRNA, 5.8S rRNA, LSU-rRNA).